Xylona heveae TC161 is the source of this 3273-nucleotide messenger RNA. Its product is annotated as bifunctional acetylglutamate kinase/N-acetyl-gamma-glutamyl-phosphate reductase. Lineage: Eukaryota; Fungi; Ascomycota; Xylonomycetes; Xylonales; Xylonaceae. Gene Ontology annotation, cellular component: mitochondrial matrix; mitochondrion; cytoplasm. The transcript is spliced from 3 exons. The record is from RefSeq and is a predicted model, not a curated record. Gene Ontology annotation, molecular function: NAD binding; arginine binding; acetylglutamate kinase activity. Gene Ontology annotation, biological process: L-arginine biosynthetic process. Bases 279 to 2978 code for a protein of 899 amino acids.
UCUCUUUCUCUUUCUCUUCCAAUUUUCUUGCAUCUUGUCUGUCGAGACGGUCUGCUCGGUCCAUUUUGCUUUUACAACGUUGCGGGCACCUUGGGACGGGGCCUCGCCCACACACGCGAUAUUGAGUCAGUCCUCUAAGAUAAUAUUUCGGCCCCACAGAUAGGGUCCGCCAAGGUUUCUCUCGGGCGAACACCGGAGGGUCUCUGUGCCCAGUUUACACUCAGGCUCUCGUUCAUCAUAUCAUCAACACCAUCAUAGAGGUCUAAACCGAGACGGCGAUGCUCUCCCUUCGUUGCUCUGCCGCUGUGGCAGCUCGCGGCGUGCGGGCUGCCGGUCAGCGUAGCUCAUUGCUGCGUGCCUCUGCUCGUGUGCCUCGGGCCUGUGCUGUUGCACCCCAGCUCAGCUCUCGUCGUCACUAUUCCUCGCCCGCAGACACCCAAUCCUUGUCUACUCGCUCCACCGUGAUUCAACUCUUGAGUAACAUUGGCUCCAAGCGGGAAGUGCAGCAGUAUCUUUCACACUUCAGCUCCGUCUCCUCGCAGCAAUUCGCCGUUAUCAAGGUGGGCGGUGCCAUUAUUACCGAUCACUUGCACACGCUCUCCUCUGCUCUCGCCUUCCUGAACCAUAUCGGCCUCUACCCUGUCGUUGUCCACGGUGCUGGUCCUCAAUUGAACAAGCUCCUGGAGGAGGCCGGUGUCGAGCCACACUUUGAGGAGGGUAUUCGUGUUACCGAUGGAAAGACGCUUGGUGUCGCUCGUCAGCUGUUCCUCCAAGAGAACUUGAAGUUGGUUGAGGCGCUCGAGCGCAUGGGCGUCCGCGCCCGGCCCAUCACUUCGGGUGUCUUCUCCGCCGACUACCUCGACAAGGAAAAGUACCAGCUCGUUGGCAAGAUCAACAGCGUCGACAAGAACCCCAUUGAGGCCGCCAUCCAAGCCGGCUGCCUGCCCAUCUUGACGUCCAUGGCCGAGACGCCCGACGGACAGGUCCUCAACGUCAAUGCCGACGUCGCCGCCGGUGAGCUCGCCCGUUCCCUGCAGCCGCUCAAGAUUGUCUACCUCUCCGAAAAGGGCGGUCUCUUCAACGGCGACACGAACGAGAAAAUUUCGGCCAUCAACCUGGACGAGGAGUACGACCACUUGAUGUCUCUGUGGUGGGUCCGUUACGGCACCCGUCUCAAGAUUAAGGAGAUGAAGGAACUCCUUACCGAUCUCCCCAAGACGUCGAGCGUGGCCAUUAUUCAUCCUGCCGAUCUUCAAAAGGAGCUGUUCACCGAUACGGGUGCUGGCACCCUGAUUCGCCGUGGUAACAAGCUCAACGUCAAGUCGGCCAUUUCCGACUUUGAGGACGUAGAGGUUUUGAAGGACGUCUUGGUCCGUGACCGCGAGGGUCUUGAUGCCCAGGCCACUGUUGACCGCUACGUCAAGGGCCUCGAGAAGCGGGACUUCAAGGCCUACUUUGAUGAGCCCAUGGAUGCACUCGCCAUUGUGCUGCCGCCGAACCCGGGCGCCACUCUUGCCCACCUCGCCACGUUCACCAUUACCAAGUCCGGAUGGCUCACCAAUGUGGCCGACAAUGUCUUCUCGAACCUCAAGCAGGACUUUCCCAAGCUUGCCUGGACCGUCAAGGCUGAUGACGAGAACCUGACCUGGUUCUUUGACAAGGCUGACGGCAGCCUCUCUCGGGAGGGCGAGGUGCUCUUCUGGUACGGCGUCGACAGCGCCGACGAGGUCAAGGAGUUGAUGACCGAGUUCGGCAAGCAUGGCCGUCAAAUGUUUGGUGACUACAACCUUGAGUCCCAGCUCUUCCAGGCCAACCGCGCUGCCGCCGCCGCCAAUGCGGCCCAAUCAGCCGGGAGUGUGCAGCAGAAGCGUUCCUACUCUACCGCCAGCUAUCCCACUUCUUACUCUUUCUCUGCUCGCCUUGGCAACGCUGGCCGACCCUUUGCCAACAACGCCCGCCCUGUCUUCUCUGCUUCUUCUGCUUCUUCUGCCCGCCGCGGCUACGCCACUACGAACCCCAACCCUCCGUUGGGCGCCAAGAAUGCCUCCAACACUCGCCCUGCCAAGGUCGCGCUGAUCGGCGCUCGUGGUUACACUGGCCAGGCAUUGAUCAACUUGCUCAAUGCCCACCCUCACAUUGAUCUCCGCCACGUGUCAUCCCGCGAGCUUGCCGGCAAGAAGCUCCAGGGCUACGACAAGCGGGAGAUUAUCUACGAGAACCUUUCAGCCGAGGAUGUGCGCAAGAUGGAAGAGAAGGGCGAAGUUGACUGCUGGGUGAUGGCGCUACCCAACGGUGUGUGCAAGCCGUUUGUCGACGCCGUGGACCAGGGCUCGAAGAAGAGCGUUAUUGUCGACCUCAGCGCCGACUACCGCUUCGACGACAAGUGGACCUAUGGUCUUCCUGAACUCAUCACUCGCUCCGAGAUUGCUCGUGCCACGCGCAUUGCCAACCCCGGCUGCUACGCCACCGCUGCUCAGGUUGCCAUUUCUCCUCUGGUGUCUCACCUCGGCGGCCAGCCCAGCGUCUUUGGUGUGUCUGGAUACUCUGGCGCCGGCACUAAGCCCAGCCCCAAGAACGAUGUCAACUACCUUACCAACAACCUUAUCCCCUACAGCUUGACUGACCACAUUCACGAGCGAGAAAUUUCCAGCCAGCUCGGUGUGGACGUUGCCUUUAUGCCCCACGUCGCCGUUUGGUUCCAGGGUAUCACCCACACUAUUAGCAUCCCUCUCAAGCAGGAGAUGAGCUCGCGUGACAUUCGCAACCUCUACCAGGAGCGGUACGCCGGCGAGAAGCUCAUCAAGGUCGUUGGCGAGCCCCCGCUGGUCAAGAACAUUUCCGGCAAGCACGGCGUCCAGGUUGGCGGUUUCGCCGUCCACUCUAGCGGCAAGCGUGUUGUCGUCUGUGCCACUAUUGACAAUCUCCUCAAGGGCGCCGCCACCCAAUGCUUACGUAUGCCCCUCCAUUUAUCUCUUUAAUCUGUUCCUUGCCUGGAGAUGCUAACAAGUGAUUGCAACACAGAAAACAUGAACCUUGCCCUCGGCUACGACGAAUACGCCGGUAUUCCCUUGGACUAAACCCACCUAAAAAAUUAAAAAAAAAAAAAGUUAUAAUAAUGUAUCAAUGAGGAGCGGAGUAGACUUUUUUCCCCCACUAUAACCUCUUUUUCUCCCUUUUUCCAUUUUUAUCUCCUUUAUCCUCUUUACUCAUCUGCUUCCCUUUUCUUUCCAUUUUCCCUCUAUGGUUUAAAUACAAAUACACCAAGUAGAAAGA